CACAACAUUCUAGUUCUAAGAACCACUUAGCCGUAUAAAGCGUAUAAAGCAAUUGUGUGACGGUACUUAUUAGCCGCUGAAUGGCGUGAUCGUUAGCAAUCCAGACGGUUUACUGGCUCUACAAUGGCAUUCCGCGCUCUCAUCAUUCCCCUUGCUUUACUCGUAUAUUUCGUACUACUAUCGAAGUAUGCCGCAGCACAGUCGUACAGCAAUAUCAACGGCGGAAACUCCACAAAAUGUCGUUGUCUUCCGGGUGAUUCAUGUUGGCCGAGUGAUGCAGACUGGAAUGCGCUCAAUACGAGUCUAGCCGGUCGUCUGGUCAUUCCACAUCCAACCGCUUAUCCGUGUUACGCUGGUGCCGGCUUUAAUUCCCGUGAUUGCCAGCAAAUCCAGAAAUACUACAACCGUCCCGGCUUCCUGAUCACCAAACCCGGCAGCAUGCAGAACUUCAACUGGGAAGAUCUGGGCGCGCAGCGCUGCACGCUGGAAAGCGGUAACGAAUGGGGCGUGGUGUGUCAAAGUGGUCGGACGCCAGCGUACGCUGUGGAUGCGCACAGUCCGGAGGAUAUCCAGAGAGCAAUGAGUUUUGCCAGUAAGCACAAUCUGCGGGUGGUGGUGAAAACGACUGGACACGAUUAUCUCGGGCGCAGCACGGCACCCGGAGCGCUGCUAAUCUGGCUUCACAAUUUCGAAGGACAACUGGAGACGAAGACGUCAUUUACACUUAGUGGCUGCGAUGCCAGCAGCCAGAGUGUCGGCCCUGUUAUUACGGUUGCGGGUGGAAAAACAUGGGAUGAUGUGUAUCCAAAGGUUGAGCAAGACUUUAACGGAAAGUACGCCAUCGUCGCCGGCAACUGUUUCGACAUCGGCGCAGCCGGUGGAUACAUUCUCGGCGGCGGUCACAGCAUCAUCUCGCCGUCGUUCGGUCUGGCCGUGGACAGUGUCCUGGAGAUGAAAAUCGUCACCGUCGACGGGCAACUUCUAACGGCCAACGCGUGCCAGAACACGGACCUUUUCUGGGCGCUGCGCGGGGGAGGAGGCGGAACCUAUGGUGUCCUCACGUCCGUCACGUACCAGCUGCAUUCCGUUCCCAACGGCUUCACCAGUUAUUCCAUCCAGAUUCUGGCGGCCAAUAAGACUGGUGAUUUGAAUCCCAAGCAGUUGGAGGAUGUGUUGGAGGUCCUGUCCCGGCGUACCGCUGAUCUGGAUGCGGUCGGAUGGGGCGGUUAUUAUUAUUUUAACGCAGCAUUUGGGUUUAGUUUGAUGUGGAUUGUGCCGGCCGAUUGGCCGAAUGCACUGGUGCCGGUUGAAGCGAUAAAGGACGAAUUGGUGGCGAUGCAGGCGUCUUCGGGUUUUCUGGUCGGACCGUUUGCGAAUGUCGGCGGGUUUGUCCAGCAUUUUAACGGAGUGUCGGACUGGCGUUCGUGGGCGAACACCGUUGGUGUGUACGAUGAGAGCCUAUCCCCUGGAAUCCGUACGACUCUCGGCACUCGUCUCAUCCCCGCAGCUGCGCUCAACCAAUCGCGUAGCGUCGCCCAGAACAUCAUUGCGGCCGCGGCGAAGACCAACUUCCUGUUUGGCUUUGGCAUUCUCCACGUAUCCGGCAACGGCGUCCGCAGUAAGGAUCCUCAAUCGAUAGAGACGUCGGUGACCCUGGCGUGGCGCAAAGCAGCCUGGCAUGCCAUUCUGGCGGUGGGGUGGCUGCCGACCACAACCGAGGAGGACGUGGCUCUUUUAAAGGGCAUGCUGGAAAGCGGAGCGCAAGUGUGGCGCGAUGCGUACCCGGAUUCCGGAGCGUAUUUUAAUGAAGCCUCCACAACGGAGCCGCAUUGGCAACAAGCCUUCUGGGGGAAGAAUUACGACCGUUUGCUGCAGAUUAAAAAGACGGUGGACCCAAGUGGAAUGCUGGUGUGCAGCCAAUGCGUUGGCAGUGAAGCGUGGGAUCCGACAGGAAAUUGUCGGCUACAGUAAAUGAAUGUGAUGAAACUCUCUUGUAUCUUACGCAAUGCUUACAUUUGUACCACUUCGCGUAAACCGUAGUUUAUUAUUAUGCUGAUAGGGUCAGAAUGUAUGCAGUUGGGCAUCGUUCUUAUAAAAGCAGAA
This is a messenger RNA of Paramacrobiotus metropolitanus, 2103 nucleotides long. RefSeq lists its product as uncharacterized. NCBI's taxonomy places the organism in Eukaryota, Metazoa, Tardigrada, Eutardigrada, Parachela, Macrobiotidae. Gene Ontology annotation, molecular function: FAD binding; oxidoreductase activity. The transcript is spliced from 5 exons. Bases 124 to 1971 code for a protein of 615 amino acids. The record is from RefSeq and is a predicted model, not a curated record.